Molecule: messenger RNA, 1113 nt
Organism: Fusarium poae
Lineage: Eukaryota; Fungi; Ascomycota; Sordariomycetes; Hypocreales; Nectriaceae
Exons: 1
Coding region: 1-1113 (370 amino acids)
Molecular function (GO): hydrolase activity
Source: RefSeq, a predicted model, not a curated record
AUGACGCCCUCUAUCAAGACACGCAUUCUAAUACUAUCUGAUACCCACGCACAAAUGUUUCCGCCCGGUAUGGAGCCUCUACAGCGAGCAGACGUGGCAAUUCACUGCGGCGAUCUAACAAACGACUCAAAACUGAAAGACUACCGAGAGGCAAUCCAACUACUAGAGAACAUCAACGCUCCGUUAAAGAUUGCUAUCGCAGGAAACCAUGAGUUUUCCCUUGAUGAUACGGCGUACAAGCAAAAGAUCGAAGAAACAUGCAGGAUACAGCAAGAAGAUAUCAGCAAGGACAUCAUGGCCGAGUUUGGCGAGUUCGGGGAAGCGAAAAAGCUACUUCUGCAGGCGAGAGACAAGGGCAUUGUUUUCUUGGAAGAGGGCACUUACAAGCUUCAACUUCCCAAUGGUGCUACUCUGAAGCUUUACGUCAGUCCGUAUACACCUGCUCACAACUGCGGUGGCUGGGGCUUCCAGUACGACGGCAUUCACGAUUUCGACAUCAAACAGGGGACCGACAUUGCUAUAACACACGGCCCACCUCACGGAAUCAUGGAUAUGACUUCAAAAAAGGAACGUAUCGGAUGCCCGCAGCUAUUCGGCGCAGUUGCGAGAGCCCAGCCACGGAUCCAUUGCUUCGGGCACGUUCACGAGAGUUGGGGUGCAAAGCUGGUGUCGUGGAGAUCUAAAUUGUCAGAGAUUCCGGAUCAUUUUAAUGACAUCGACAACGACAAGUCAUUUGUGAUUGAAAAUUUGGCACGGUUGCGUGGUUCCAAGUUUGAGUCUCGGGAGGAUAAAAAGGAGAGGGAAGAGAGGAUAGAUCUUUACAGGUCGCAACGAUGUUGCCAUUACAGUCACGAUGACAGACCAAUUAAACCUGGGGAGACUAUGUUUAUCAAUGCUGCACUUAUGGGAACUGGACUAAUUAUCCAGAUCCCGUGGAUGGUAGACAUUGAUCUGGACCAAUAUCAAGGGGUAGAGAAUAAGGAGGACAUGCCGGAUUACAUGUCUGGGGUCGAUUCUCGAGCUCAAGGCAAAGGCAAACGAAGACGAAAUGGUGGAUCUUGUCCUGAUCUUACAACCGAGAGAGACAUGAAAAGGAGGAGGAUAUCCUGGUAA